AUUCAUUAAAUAAUUGUAUUUGACUUUUUCAUUAUCGAUUGAUUUGUUGUUGUUAAACAAGCAAACCAGAGGAGGAGAGAAGAAAAAAAAGCACGUGACCGGGCGCGAGGCGGCGCAGUGAGCCUGCAGUUGCACUCGAGCUCACGCGACGCCUUCAGUCUCUCCCUGCCCCCGCCCCCAGGUCCUCACGCGUGCAGAGAGAUGUGGUGGGGUGCAGCGCGCGCUCGCUCCUGUCGCGCUCUCGUGCCGCCUGCGUUCCGAGCAGAACCGUUAUGAGCUCCGAGUUCUCUGAGGAAAGUUAGCCUUUUAGCUAACGACUUUUUUUAUAUUUACUUUUAAACGCGGAGGAAAAGUUCACCGUUCGUUUGUCGGUUUGUGUGUGUGUGUGUGUGUGUUUUUAUUUAUUUUAUUUAGUUUCUUUUCUUUUUUUUCUUUUUUUUAAAUGUAGUGAAGGUAAGGAAAGUUCUCUCCUGUUCAGGCCAGUUUACCUCACACAGAGAUCCCAUGCCCAUCCUCAGGAUGUCUCCUUUCGAAAGCUGGAGGUAACCAGAGGAUAUCUGCAUUCCCUGGUUCGACAUGGUCCACUGGACCACUGUUCUGGUGCCAUGUAUCUGGAUUCAGGCCCUUGCGACGUUGGUGGCGUCGGACACCUGCCCCUCCGUGUCCAUCGAGUCCGUCAACUUCUCCGUGAACUACCCCAUGCGCUCUUUUCAGACCUCCAACCCCAUCCAGAACAUCGCCGUGAACCCUGUUUACCACGAGGUCUACGUGGGGUCACGGAACCUCAUCGAGGCAGUGAACAGCACUCUGGGUAAGCUCUGGGAGCUGCGCACCGGACCCGUGGGCAGCAAGGAGUGCCGGCUGUGUCGGCUGUGCGACAUCGAGAGCGACCCGUUCGAGGAGGAUACGGACAGCGAGGUGCUGCUGCUCGACACCUUCCUCAUGUACCUGUACUCGUGUGGCAGCUCUCAGUACGGAGUGUGUUACUUCCACCAGCUCAACGAAAACGGACGGGCGCCGGCGCCCUCCAAGUGCCUUUUCCGCAAAGAAGCCAAUUCCGCCGCUUUCUGCCCGGACUGCAUCGCCAGCCCGUUGGGCACCAAGGUCAGCAUGGUGGAGGAGGGACAGACGGUGUAUUUUUACGUGGCUGCAACGGUUAACGACAGUGUGACGCAGCGGUACGGCCGGAAGUCCGUCUCGGUGCGGCGUCCUUUAGCCACCGAGAAUGGUUUCCACACCGACGUGCAGGGCCUGACGGUGCUGCCCGAGCUGAGGCGGGUGUACCCCAUCGAGUACGUUUACAGCUUCUACACUAAUGACUUUGUCUACUUCCUGUCGGUGCAGAGGGAGAAGGCGGAGCCGCAGGGCACGUCUCCGUAUCAGACGCGACUCGGACGUCUGCCGCGCAACGAAUGGGAAAUGCGCCGCUACCGAGAGGUCGUGCUCGAGUGCCGCUUCGAACCCAAGCGCAGACGCAGGAACGUGGCCGGUUCCGGCACCAGCGAGGCCUUCAAGGACAUCGUGUACAACGUGGUGCAGGCGGCGCACUUUGGCAGGGCCGGGCGUGAGCUAGCUGACGAGCUUGGCGCAGAGGAAAACGACGACAUCCUGUACGGAGUUUUCGCCGUCAUGGACGAUUUGGGUGUCACCGAGCGUGACUCGGCCCUUUGCGCGUUCCCCAUGGACUGGGUGAACAAGUUCAUCGAUCAAGGAGUGGAGGUCUGCUGCAAAUCCGGACCUGAGCAGCUCUCCCGUGGUCUGUGCCACUUCCAGACCUGUGAAAGCUGCCCACACGAGAGCAUGGAGAAUAAUGUGAGCUGCAGAGAUCAGCCCACUCUGGUGGCCCAGCCGUGUUACAGGGUGGAUCUGUUCAACAGGCAGAUGAGAGACACGUUGCUCACCUCUCUGCUCGUCACCACCAUCGACAACCGAACCCUCGCUCACAUCGGCACGGCCGACGGCAGGCUGCUGCAGUACGUCUUGCGGAGAUCCAGUCCCAUCAUCUUUGCCAACUAUUCCCUAGCGCCGAACCAGAGGGUGUCGUCCACCGCCGCCGUGCUUCCUCCAGACCAGCUCCUCUUUGUAGUGGGGAACAAGAUGAUCCAAGUGCCUCAGAGAGGUCCAGGGUGUCUCCACUUCCUCACCUGUGCUGAGUGUCUGAGCGCGCCGAGGUUUAUGGCUUGUGGCUGGUGUUCGGGACGCUGCACCUGGCAGUCUGAGUGUUCAGAGCACUGGGUCAAAGAGUCCUGCCCACCUGUUAUCACCGACUUCUUCCCAAAGACGGCGCCCCCUAAUGGUCAGACGGAGGUGUCGCUGUGUGGAUUCGAGUUCCAGUCGCCCCACAAACCUGACAUCACCACCAAGACUCACCUAGUGAAGCUCGGAGAAACCAGCUGCUUGGUGCAACCUCAAAAAAGCAACAGCACAGUGCUGACGUGUAAGAUCCGUCCUGGACUAACGGAGCCUCCGUUCAAGCCGACUAACGUCACCGUGAGCGUUCGUGAGGACCGCAAGGAAGACCCUUACUUCAUCAGCGGAAUCGACGAAAUGCCUGGAUUCACAUUUGUGCUUCCCAACAUCGACGAGGUGCAGCCGGAUUAUGGUCCGAUGAACGGAGGCACCUUGAUCAACAUCACCGGACCUUUCUUACUCUCAGGGAAGACCAGGAAAGUCACGCUGGACGGCAAAGUUUGUCCUAUCAAAGGCGAGUUUGUAGUCCAGGAGAGCCUGUCGUCCAUCGUGUGUCUUUCUCAGCGCGUCAGCGAGGUGAAGGACGUGGUGCUGCAGGUCUACAUCGAUAAGUUUCACAUCGCCACCACCAGAGUGUUCCGCUACAAGGAGACGCCCGAGAUCCUCUCCGUCCAGCCCGACUGCAGCUUCGACAACGGCUCGCGGAUCACUAUCGAAGGGAGAAAUCUGGACUCCGUCUACAGGACCGUCAUCCACUUCAAACCCAAAGAGAGCCACCUGAAACCAGUUUCCACCGAGUGCCAGGGAAAAGCCAAGCCCACCCAUAUGGAGUGUGUGACCCCGGUCUUCCCCAGAGAUGAGACGGAAGAAGGAGAGCUCUCCUUUGACAUGGAUGGAGCUGUGGGUCUGUGGAAGCAGGACUUCUCCUAUCACCCCUAUGGCAGGCCCAUUCCCUUUGAGACAGAGGGACACGUUCUCACACUCUACCCUGGCUUUGAUGAAGUUUCCUUACAUCACCAGAAGCUGAACCUGGUGAACUCCUGCAUGAAGAUUACCAUGACCGUCGGAGGAGUUGACUGCGGAGCGAAGGUUCUGGAUAACGAGAUCACCUGCCGCAUCCCCAAAAACCUCACCAAUCCUAACGAGGGCUUACCCGUGAAGAUUACAGUCAACGGCCAGGUUCAUGACGUGGGCACGGUCAUUCUGGUCAGCAACCACUACGUCGUGGGCAUCGUGCUCGGCAUUCUGGGAGCUCUGGUGGCCGGUGCGGUGCUGGCUUACGUCACUAUGAAACACCUGAGAAAGAAAAAGACAGAUUCUCUGGCUGAGAGUCGGCUGUCCCACUACUCACGUAAUCACAGUCUCUCGGGCAACGGCAGUGUCGAGCUCCUGCCUCUCGGAGACUACAGACGAGGAGAACAUGCCUUCAGUCCGACCUCUGUGUCCACUGUGUCUGCCAUGCCCGUGGCGUUUCCAGGCCUGGCCUACGCCAACGCGCUGGACCCCAGCCUCAACCCGCUCCUGCCUUCCGAGAAAAUCUCCAUCUUCAGCUUCCGUCCUGAGCUCCUGGAAGAGGUGAAGGACGUCCUCAUCUCGGCGUCCAUGCUUAACGUACAGUACCAUCAGAUCAUCGGGAAAGGUCACUUUGGCACAGUUUACCACGGUUACCUAACCACCGACCACAACAACAGGGAAAUCCACUGUGCCGUGAAGUCACUAAGUAACAGAAUAACGGACGUGGAGGAGGUCGAGCAGUUUUUGAAGGAGGGGAUUCUGAUGAAGGCUUUCCACCACAGUAAUGUGCUCUCUCUGCUGGGCAUCCUGCUGCCUCACGAAGGGCUCCCCCUAGUGGUGCUGCCCUACAUGAAGCACGGAGACCUGCGUCACUUCAUACGCUGUGAGAACAGGAGUCCCACAGUCAAGGACCUGAUUGGCUUCGGACUUCAGGUUGCUAAGGGGAUGGAGUAUUUGGCGCAGAAGAAGUUUGUGCACAGAGACUUAGCUGCCCGCAACUGCAUGCUGGACGAGUCGUACACGGUGAAGGUGGCAGACUUCGGCAUGGCUCGCGAUGUGUUCGAUAAGGAGUACUACAGCAUCCAGGACCACAGGAAAGCUAAGUUGCCUGUCAAAUGGAUGGCCAUCGAGAGCCUGCAGACGCAAAAAUUCACAUCCAAAUCCGACGUGUGGUCCUUUGGGGUUCUGAUGUGGGAGUUAUUGACACGAGGAGCGAGCCCUUACCCAGAGGUCGACCCGUAUGACAUCACACAUUACCUCUUAAGGGGGCGGAGACUCCCUCAGCCACAGUAUUGUCCCGAUCCACUGUUUGCUAUCACGCUGCAGUGUUGGGAUCCGGACCCGGAGCUGAGACCCAGCUUCUCCACACUAGUCUCUGAGGUGACGGAAAUCCUCUCGGGCCUGGAAGGGGAGCACUACAUCAGCCUGAAGGUGACCUACGUGAACCUGGACCAGCCGCGCCCUUACCCCGCCCUCACCGACUCCGCCGACGAGUGCGAGUCCUCGGACGAAGACACGGCGGGCUCCACCGCCACCUGACCGGCCGCGCGUGCCGUCACUCAUAGAGAAGGUGCUAAGACGUCGAUGCAGAGUCAGUGAUUAUUUCUUUAUUACGUAGCAGCCGCUCUGGGAAGUAAACUUGAACGUGGAAGGAGUACGCUUUCUGUAGCAUGCAGGGAAAGGUGAACGGAGGAAAACUAAGUGCACGCUGCACAAAUUCAGCCCUUGGUUUUAUUCAGAAACUGCAACGAAUCCACCAAGAUUGGAGCCGAAUCAGAACAUGCGGCAGUUAUUCCAGUGCGAACAGGUGAGAGACUUACAGACUAACAGGGUUUGGUUUGUCCAAGGAUAGCUUGAAAAUAAAAACAUGGAAAAAAAAAACGGAGCUCGCGGUUACCGAUAUUCGCAGCAAAUGAGGAAGAGGACUGUACUCCAUGUCAAUCAUUUCCAGACCUGUAACAUGAUGGUAAUGUACUGUAUGUUCUGUCGUCAUGGUAACGUAGACUUGUUUAACGAUGUCCCUUUUCAGGAUACAGAUCACGACCUUUAAAACGCAAGAUACUCAUUUGUAGCGAACGAAAUCGUGCCGCCGAACAUUAUGACCACGCACAAGAAUUUUAUUACACGGCUGUUUGUGUUUUUAUUUGAAUCCAGUUCUACACAACCAUGCUGUCCAUGUAUUUUCUUUCCCCCUGCACAAGUGGAAACCUUGUCAGGGUUUAGUCCACUUGAGCUAAACAGAAACUGUCUCUUUACAGAUCCUGAGCGUUUUGCGUUCACGGUCCGGCAGCACAGCCCACCUCGUUCAGCUGCGGUUCCCAAAACGUUCAGCAGAACAAGUUUCACUAUUCUAGUAAAACUAGGAGGCAGAACAAAAAAUCCCACACCGGAUUGUUUAAGAUCCCGUUUUCCGCACCGUUCGUCUGAUGCGAGUCUAACAAAAAUGUGUUUGUCCGAACGAUCAGCUCCUGAGUGACGCGACAGAAAAGCAAGAGGCAGCGCAAUGAACCGUGCUGUCUGUGUGGGAGGGGCUUACUCUCUCUCUCUCUCUCUCUCUCUCCCACCUGUCAAUCAGUACACGUACAUGUAUGCGGAAGACGGCGGACAGCAGUCGGCCGGCUUCACGUGUCUCGGAGGAAGCACGUGUUAGAGCCGUCGCACGAUAAGGGAGAGCUGGCUGGUGGGUGGGAAUUGGCCAAGAGUAAAUUAGGGAGAAAACAGGGGAGAAUCCCAAAACUCUUAAACAAAAAAUUGAACAUGAGAUCGUAAACCAUUUGAAAGGUUUUUUGUUUUUUUUUGUGGUAGGAGACGUGAUAAUUAUAAAAAAUUAUAGCAGUGAAAUUCAUAUUCUGUCGUAAUAGUAGAGAAAUAAAUAAUUAAAUUUACGGGUGUAAGCAUCAGGCUUCCGCAGGAUGUGCUACGAUUUCUGUGUGUGUGUGUGUGUGUGUGUGUGUGUGUGUGUGUGUGAGAGAGAGAGAUAGAACGGAAGCGAUUAUAUAAGACGGCAGUAUCAUGUUCCUCAGAUACAGUGAUGUUAGCGACAUUAGCCGAGAUGGCGAUUUUGUAAACACGCACAUUUGAGUUUUGUUGACUUUUAUAUUUGUCGAACGUACCUUAGAAGACAGUGGUCCCAAUUCACAUCUAGACCACUCAAAGGAAUAUUUAUCUCCGAUAUGCUAACGUGUCUAACACUGAACCGGUCAGCGGUUAGUCUUGUUUAAUUUAGCGUUAACCGGCACCCGCUAGGUUUCGAAAUGCUCAUCUCUGUGACGUACGUGUGUUUAGUGCAGACAAGAAUUUCUCUUAUUUAUAAACAGUGUGUUUGGGUCGAGCCAUGCUAAUACGACCGUAACCGUAACCAUCUCCGAAAGGACGACUUUUACAGCCGUACGGAUACGUUCAUAGACACAUCUGCAGGAACGGGUUCAACAGGCACCACCUGCCGCGCUACACGCAUCUCAUCUUUACUACAGCGGGAGGAUCGAUCAGCGCCUUUCGAAAUAAAUUCCGAUGCGAAGCUGUCGUAUUGCUCGUCUGCUUACGGCUCACGUACACACAGUCGCCUCGCGUUUUCACACGGCGAGAGAAAAUCAAGGCGCUAGUCAGCGACGAAUAACGUCUUUCUUUUUUGUCUUAACGUGCGACGCAAGGACGAAACACCAGGUUGCGCUACAUGUUCAUGUCCCCUUAAUUGUGUAUAAAUACACGUAACUAGCAAACUAGCUCAAGACGUAUAUUUAUGUUACGUUAGCUAGCGCUUUUUUAGCCACGCCCAUUGACUCUGGACGUGACGCUGGAGCUUUUUCAUCCUCGUUUAAAUGAAUCCAAUUCCAAAAAUUUCCCUUAAACGUCCGUUUGAAUUGUUUCAAGUCAUUUGUUUCCGUCUCUGUUCCUCACACUUACACUACGGACGCGACGGAUAAACGUUAGACCGGAAAACAGCGUUUUGAGUGUUCGCGAUCGCCAUGACGACGUGAGCUGUAGCCGAUGUCUGUUUUGUCUCGUACGUCUGUACGUACUUGUAUGUUUGUAAAUACAACCGAUGGCACGUAAUCGUUUUAGAUUCUCGAAGGCACACGCCGUAUCCGAUCGUCGUUCCGUGACCGACCCGACGACGUCGCGUAGCCGUGCGUUUCUCAUUUGAAGCACACGAGAUAGCGUCACGGUGAUUUAUUUUCACUGGCUUUAAUUUGAAGUUCCUGGAACUGUGUAGCGAUUGUACCACGGUUAAUGACAUUUCAUUAAAUAAAAAGAUGUAAAGAAAGACAGCUUUGUUUCACUUCAUGGCAUUCUUUUUUUUUUUUCCUUGUCCUUUUUGUUUUUAAAUUGAUGAGCGAUGUCAUUGUAUUGUUUUUCUAAACGUGUCCUGUCACGUUACAACGAUCACACAGGUUCGUAUUCGCUCGGCGACUCGGGAGUCACCCGCGCUCCUGGACCAGAAGCGCCCGAGGUUAUUCCGAGACGGGGUUAUCCAUUACCGUCUCACAAGCACUCGCAUUUAAUCCUGGAAAAAAUAAGGGAUAAAAAAUACGGACUGAAGAAGGAAAUAGCGUUUUGUUUUUUUGU
Ictalurus furcatus (blue catfish) is the source of this 7770-nucleotide messenger RNA. It is a transcript of the gene mst1rb, whose product is annotated as macrophage stimulating 1 receptor b. Gene Ontology annotation, biological process: multicellular organism development; phagocytosis; cell surface receptor protein tyrosine kinase signaling pathway. The record is from RefSeq and is a predicted model, not a curated record. Gene Ontology annotation, molecular function: transmembrane receptor protein tyrosine kinase activity; ATP binding; protein binding. Gene Ontology annotation, cellular component: signaling receptor complex; membrane. The transcript is spliced from 21 exons. NCBI's taxonomy places the organism in Eukaryota, Metazoa, Chordata, Actinopteri, Siluriformes, Ictaluridae. The coding region runs from base 577 to 4743 and encodes 1388 amino acids.